AUAGACCUUUCCUGUAUUGUGUAAAGACAGGAUCUCUUUGGGAAGAUUUACACAGGGAUACAAACGUGACCAGAAACAGUGAAAGAAUAAUUGAAAUAGUGGACAAAACUUUUUUGGAGGGUGAAAAGAUGGCUCCAGAAGACAUGAUGUUUUCCUACAGAGGUAUUUCAUACCCAUCUACAAUUACCAGUCCAGAGACUUUGGAAGCUCUGAAAUCCUUUGAAGCCAGGGAUGAUGAUGUGAUUCUAGUAGGUUAUCCUAAAACAGGAACCAAUUGGCUUGAACAAAUGGUGAAGGAGUUGGCAGAUGCCAGAUAUACAGAAGAGGAAAUGAAAGAGAGAAUAAAUGCUGAAAAGAAGCUAGAGACAUUUCAGCGUCUAGAACUGGGGGAUCCCGGAGUAUAUGAGAUCCUUGUGCUGGUUCGGAACCCCAAGGACACGGCUGUCUCCUAUUACCACUUCAGCAACAACCUGCCACUUUCGCCGUCCUUCGACUCCUGGGAUGAGUUCUUUGCAGACUUCAUGAAUGGCAAAUUGGCCUGGGGAUCCUACUUUGACCACCUAGCGGAAUGGAACAAAUACAUUGACAACGAGAGGAUCAUUACAAUAAGCUACGAGGAACUCAAAGAGGACCCGAUACUGGGGAUGAAAAAGAUUGCUUCCUUCUUUGGGUUUUCACUGUGUGAGGAAGAUUUUUCCAGAAUUGCCAAGAAGACUUCUUUCAAAGCUAUGAAAGAGAAAUGUGGUGAAACCCAUGGAAAGUUUGGGGACGCCCUCUUCAGGAAAGGGGUUGUUGGAAACUGGAGAGACGUCUUCUCUGAAGCUCAGAAUGAAGAAAUGUACCGGAAAUUUCAAGAUUCUCUAGGAGGAACAAAGAUGGCAGCAAAGAUAAAAUAUGAUGUAUACUGCAAGGCCUGAAAAUAAGCUGAUGAAUAGGAUAACAGCAAGUUGUGUUCCAAAGGUGAUUCUCCAAAGGUGUAUAGUCCCCAUUUUUCCUUCCCAUGAGAGAAGAGAGAAACCCCUCUGAGAACUACCCAGCAUCUCCAAGAAUUUGGUGGGUAAUUCUCAGGUGUGUCCAGGGUCUAGAACCUGUGCUUUGAUUGAUGUAACCAAAUAAAAUGUGUGUAUACCUUAA
Messenger RNA from Oenanthe melanoleuca, 1134 nucleotides. RefSeq names its product sulfotransferase 6B1-like. NCBI's taxonomy places the organism in Eukaryota, Metazoa, Chordata, Aves, Passeriformes, Muscicapidae. Gene Ontology annotation, cellular component: cytoplasm. Gene Ontology annotation, molecular function: sulfotransferase activity. The record is from RefSeq and is a predicted model, not a curated record. The coding region runs from base 129 to 917 and encodes 262 amino acids. Gene Ontology annotation, biological process: sulfation. The transcript has 6 exons.